Molecule: messenger RNA, 210 nt
Organism: Clunio marinus
Lineage: Eukaryota; Metazoa; Arthropoda; Insecta; Diptera; Chironomidae
Source: the annotation of a GenBank genome assembly
AUGGCGCAAUAUUUCCAUACACGAGUGUCUAUUGAUUCAAUUGCUUUUUUCCCCACUGAGUGGGAAUUUUGCCACGUGAUUUAUAAUGCAAAACAAAUAUUAAUGAAAUUUGCUCCACUUAACGAACAGGAAGAAUGGUUCGGGAAGAAACAGCUGCUCACCCUUGCUCUACUGCCUCAUAAAGUUUUCAUCAGCACAACUUCACAUUAG